This is a messenger RNA of Durotheca rogersii, 1075 nucleotides long. Its product is annotated as actin-crosslinking protein. Bases 121 to 927 code for a protein of 268 amino acids. Lineage: Eukaryota; Fungi; Ascomycota; Sordariomycetes; Xylariales; Xylariaceae. Gene Ontology annotation, cellular component: nucleolus; striated muscle dense body; catalytic step 2 spliceosome. The transcript has 2 exons. Gene Ontology annotation, molecular function: actin filament binding. The record is from RefSeq and is a predicted model, not a curated record.
GGAGACACGGGAGUAAGUUUGAUAACGACAACCUCAUUAUGCGAGAUUGUUGCUCGGUCUAGUAGUAGUCGACGUACACGUACGCAGGCGGGAGUCACUAUUCAAUCCCGCAACAGCAAUAUGGUGAAGCCUCUGUCAUUCAAGGGCGAUAAGAAACCCAAGAAGAGAAAGCGAACCGAAGCGGGGCCGUCGGCUGAGCAUGCAGGUCCCAGUGAUCUCGCGGUCGCAGCUACGGCAGAGGAGGCCGACAACGACGACAGUUGGGUGUCAGCCGAGGCGGCUGGGGAUGUCUCUGGACCCGUCAUUCUCGUCCUCCCUACCGAUACCCCGACAUGUCUAGCUUGCGACGCUAACGGAAAAGUCUUUACCGACCCGAUCGUGAAUAUCGUUGACGCGAACCCAGCUAGCGCCGAGCCACACGACGUUCGCCAGGUCUGGGUUGCGAACAAGAUAUUCGGAACAGAGAACUUUCGGUUCAAAGGCCGCUACGGAAAGUACCUGAGCUGCGAUAAGUACGGCAUUCUCACCGCCACUUCCGAAGCUAUCUCGGAUCUCGAAUCGUGGACGUUAAUACCGACCGCCGACACCCCAGGAACCUUUCAGAUACAAUCUCAGCGGGAAACAUUCCUGACCAUCAAGGAGCGCACUGGGGCGAAUGGAAUUCCCGAAGUUCGCGGGGAUGCCACCGAGAUCAGUUUCAAUACGACCUUGAGAAUCCGCAUGCAAGCACGCUUCAAACCUAAACUAAAAGCUUCGAAGGAAGAGAAGGCCAGGGAGAAAAUCAGUCGCAGGGAGCUUGAGGAAGCCGUAGGCAGGCGACUAGACGAAGACGAGGUCAAGACUCUGAAGAAGGCAAGACGAGAAGGCGACUACCACGAGCACCUACUAGACCUGAAGACCAAGAACAAGCACGACAAGUACGGCUGAGGCAUAUGGGCGGGGGCGGCGUAUGGAAGGGCGUGGGUGUAUUCGCUAUGAAUUGGGUUUCCAGGCUUUGACAUGUCCGUCUUCGCCUGCGCUAAAUACCACCUGCGCCUCAUCGUAGAAGCAGAAACUUCGAACGAUCUCCGACGAG